UGUUGAGAUCAUAUUUCUCCCCACUUUAUUCAUCCGUUUUUGUCAGGGUGAAAAUGCAACAGCCAGAAGCUCAGCAGACCACUCAGUCACCAGACACAGAGAUCCUGGACCCAGAAGUUGCCUAUGUGCGCAGGAGGAAAACAGCUCUGUGGGUGACUGUGGCCCUUCUGACUCUAUCUCUCGUGGUCUUGGCUGUGGGUUUGGUCUCUGCCACUCGCACUGACAACGUUCCCGUGGCUGGAUAUUACCCUGGGAUCACUUUGAGUUUUGGGGCAUUUCUGGGCAUCGUUGGGAUCCACCUGAUCGAAAACCGCAGGCCUAUGCUGAUGGCUGCCAUCAUCUUCAUCAGCAUCGGAGUUAUUGCGUCCUUCUUCUGUGCCAUCGUGGAUGGGAUCAUCGCCUCAGAAUUUAUUGACAUCAGACCUUUGCAAGAGGACAUGUGUGACUUUUACACUAGUGGCACUGGCUAUGCUUAUGAGAACUACUAUACUGAGGUGACGUGUCAUUCAUUCAACAAAGCCUGCAAGAUGAAGCUGAGAAGCAACACCUGCUACUGCUGCUACCUUUAUAAUUGUGAGAGCACAGAGUACCACCCCCAGUACUUUGAGUUCACCGGGGUCAGCAGCUGUUGGGAUGUGAUCCACCUCCAUCGUCUGCUGUGGGCCUCAGUGGUCCUCAACGUGGCCGGCCUCUUCCUGGGAAUCAUCGCUGCCGCCAUCCUCGGAGCCUACAAGGACAUGCAGAAGCCCGCGGCACCAGUGGCUCCGAGUCCAGUGCCAGCGCCGCACAUCCUGUACAACCCCACCCAGCACAUGCUCACCUACGCUGGCUUCUGUCCUCCAGGCCAGAAUCUCCCAGCCUACCCCAACUACCCAGCACCAAUGCAGUCCAACAACAGUUUCCAGGGACCCGCUACCCCGCAAAUGAUCCCAGAGGGAGGUCCUGUCGGCACUUCGUGUCCUUCUGAAGAAACCCAGAGCCAGCCACCCUCGCAAAGUGCCACCCAGUUGCUACAGCAGGGAGGCACCCAGGAACCAGGAGGAUUCAUGCUUACGCCCAAUGCGCCGGUUCUCUUUGGAUCCUCACACAGCCCCUUUGAGAAACCUCCACCUUAUGCCUACUGAGCCCUCUUCCCCCACCAAAAAAACGCAGUAUUUCUCUCCAAAUAGUCCACCUUAGAAAACGUUUCCUCGGCAAAGGGGGUGCGCAGACAGAGAAGUCAAUGAGCUCCUCUCUGCUGCUAGAUGGGUGCAAAAUGUCUGUGGUUAUUAAGUAGUGAACAUAGUUCAUGUGCAUUGAAUAGGCCACCAGCAUUCGUGUAGCAAAUGACUGACAUCUGCUUCUGUUGUAGCGUGUUUGUGUCCCGUGUGCUCUCGCAAUACCAUGAUUGUACUACAAAUACAGUACAGUAAGGGCUUUCUUUCAACAGGAACGUGAGGAUGAACCAUAUGGCGGCAGCUACAUUGCAUUUCAACGAGUGUGUC
Syngnathoides biaculeatus (alligator pipefish) is the source of this 1484-nucleotide messenger RNA. Its product is annotated as transmembrane protein 255B. Bases 54 to 1124 code for a protein of 356 amino acids. The transcript is spliced from 9 exons. Lineage: Eukaryota; Metazoa; Chordata; Actinopteri; Syngnathiformes; Syngnathidae. The record is from RefSeq and is a predicted model, not a curated record.